Messenger RNA from Mobula hypostoma (lesser devil ray), 3296 nucleotides. Its product is annotated as transmembrane anterior posterior transformation protein 1-like. The coding region runs from base 106 to 1755 and encodes 549 amino acids. NCBI's taxonomy places the organism in Eukaryota, Metazoa, Chordata, Chondrichthyes, Myliobatiformes, Myliobatidae. Gene Ontology annotation, cellular component: endoplasmic reticulum membrane; ciliary basal body. The transcript has 14 exons. The record is from RefSeq and is a predicted model, not a curated record. Gene Ontology annotation, biological process: positive regulation of cilium assembly.
CUACCCGAUCAUGAGCGUCCUUUCGCGAGCCCAGCGGGUCACGUGACUGCGUGUUUUUUUUUCUGGUGAUGUGUGUGUGUUCUCCCCUCCUCAUCCCGUGAGAAGAUGGCGGCGGUGCCGGAGAGCGGGGAUAAGAACGAGAGCGAGGAACGGAGCUCUGACCGAGGUAUUCACCGGACGGAGACGUUAGGUUUUUAUGAAGCAAAAGACGAACCAAGCAAGCACGCAGCGAAGAAACGGAAUCUGUCAGAUCUGUCUCUGCUGAGAUUUAUUAGUGCUGAAUUAACACGGGGAUAUAUUUUGGAACACAAUGAAGCCAAGUACAAAGAAAGGAGGGAGAGAGUAUACACUUGUCUACGAAUUCCUCGGGAAUUGGAAAAGUUGAUGUUUUUUGGAUUCUUCCUCUGCUUGGAUGCCUUUCUAUAUCUCUUUACUCUACUGCCACUUAGAGUCCUUCUGGCCCUAAUGCGAUUUAUUACUCUACCCUGUUGUGGGUUAAGUGAUGGAAGAUUACUGCAACCUGCUCAAGUAUGUGACCUGCUGAAGGCAGUUAUAAUGGUCAUCUGUUUUGUCAUGAUGCACUAUGUGGAUUAUUCCAUGAUGUAUCAUCUCAUUAGAGGACAAUCUGUCAUCAAGCUCUACAUCAUCUACAAUAUGUUGGAGGUUGCAGAUCGUCUUUUCUCUUCAUUUGGUCAAGAUAUUUUGGAUGCACUGUAUUGGACAGCUACAGAACCAAAAAAGAAAAAAAGGGCUCAUAUUGGGGUGAUACCUCACUUUUUCAUGGCAGUGCUUUAUGUUUUCCUGCAUACAAUUUUGGUUAUGGUACAAGCAACAACUUUGAACGUUGCUUUCAAUUCCCACAACAAAUCAUUACUUACCAUCAUGAUGUCAAAUAAUUUUGUGGAGAUAAAAGGAAGUGUUUUCAAGAAGUUUGAGAAGAACAAUUUGUUUCAGAUGUCUAAUAGCGAUAUAAGGGAGAGGUUCAACAACUAUGUACUUCUGCUGAUUGUUUGUUUGAGAAAUAUGGAACAAUUUUCAUGGAAUCCAGACCAUCUCUGGGUGUUGUUUCCAGAUGUGUGCAUGGUAAUUGCAUCAGAAAUGGCUGUGGAUGUGGUUAAGCAUGCUUUUAUUACGAAAUUCAAUGAUAUUACCGCUGAUGUAUAUAGUGAGUAUAGAGCCAGCCUUGCAUUUGACUUGGUUAGCAGCCGUCAAAAAAAUGCAUAUACAGAUUAUAGUGAUACAGUAUCAAGAAGAAUGGGAUUUAUACCACUUCCGUUAGCAGUUCUGCUAUCCAGAGUUAUUACAAGUUCCACAAAAAUUCAAGGAGCCUUGGCUAUCGUUAGCGUAUUGGUGUUUUACCUUGGGCUAAUUGCACUUAAAGUUCUGAACAGCAUUGUGUUGCUGGGGAAAUCUUGCCAAUAUGUAAAAGAGGCCAAGAUGGAGGAGAAGUUGUUCCAAUCACCAGUAGUCACCAACCCUGGGAAACCUGUCAAAAAAUCUGUUAACAAAGUUAAAUCACCUCAAGGUGUUCCAGGAGAAGAAAUGCAAUCAGACUUCAUCAUUAGCCAACCUGUAUCUCUAUCAGAAAGUGUAUCGGCUCUGGUCUCAAGUAACAGUACUGACCAAUUUCUUACAACCCCCAAUAUAGAGGACAAAGGAAUACCACAGGAAAAAUCUGAUGGCAAACAAUCUUCUUCAAAAGAAGAUCUACUUGAAAUAGACAGGUUUACAAUUUGUGGAAAUCGAAUUGAUUGAUUAUUGCACCAAUCCUUAGAAGUGCAGCUUUUAAUUUAAGCCUUUGCUAUUUCGCGAAUGGAACAUUGUUGAGCUUGAGAGUAUAUAAAGGUUCAAAAGCUGCCAAAGGAGGCACUGAUCAGGAAUAUUUAUUAAAAUCUUUAUAAUUUAUUAAUGAUUCAAACCAAAAUAUAUUUUACCUUGUUUCCAUCUCUGGAGAUAAUUUGGCUUGGAAUAUAACGUUUUGGUUUGUGUAUCAAUUUCCUGUGGCAAAGGAAGAAAAUCUUUUAGUUGGUUUCUAUGGAGACCUGGCAGAUAAAUGCUUUCAAAGACAGCUUUCUUUACAGCUGUAUAGACUUCUGUGCAAUAUUUCUUGCCACUUAUAAUGCAAUUACACCUUCAUACAAUAAUGUGAACAUACAGCCAGAUAACUUUUAUUUUGGCUUUUUAAAAUGUUUUUAACAAGAUUUUCUUGUAUUUGCAGAAUUUCAUUGUAGAUAUGUGCCUAUUGCAGUGAUUUUUUUUAAAGAAAUCUAAUCCUAUUCUGGAAAGGAAAUGUUGGCAAGCUGAUCCCAAAAUUUGCAGUUGACGUUUACAGUUAUUUCUGGGGAAGUUUCAGUUAUAAGUUGAACAUGCAAGAGUUAGCAAUAAAGAAAAUAUUGCUGUGUGGAUUUUUUUUAAAGGAAGCACCUGUAUAUGUCCACAGAAUUUUUCUAAUAGAAGACUGCUGAAAUAUCCAGAGUUACUGAUUAUCUGAAAGAGAAAGCGAUUAUCUUAAAGUUUUGUCUCAGAUUUGAUGUCUUGCCUUUCAGAUGCUGGUAAAGUUGCCAGCUGCUUUCAACAUUUUCUACUGUUAUUCACGAUUUCCAUUAUUCUUGGACUUUUUUUUUGCUGUAUCCUAAGAAUUGAUUUUAUAGUAUAAUAGAAAAACUGGAGAUCCAAGUUAUUCAAGUGAGUGAACAAGCAAAAUCUUGGAAACAAUGGAAGGAAUGAAAAAUAGAAGCUUAAAUUCUGAAGGGGUUUAAGAAGAAAAAGUUAAAUUGGUAAGAGGCAAAAAUGGAUAAUUUUCCGAUAACUUAUUACAUGAACAAAGGAAGGUGUGCAAGACUCACUUACCUUACUGAACUGCAUUAAUCUAUCAUAGUUCUUUUAUGUGCAAUGUUCCUAGCUUUUUUUGCACUAAAGACAAUGUUUUUGUUUAAGAUUUUAUGAGAAAACAUUACACAAAUUUCUAACUUUCAACAGCUCAAAAACAUUUUUCAUGGCAUAUUUCAUGUUAACUGAAAGUUUAUCUGGUCUGAACAAAGUAGCACCAGGUGGAUUUGAAUAAUUGUGUCAUUAAUUUCAGGGUGCUAUCUAGGUUACAAAUAUCCAAAUUUCAAAAAAACUACAAUGACAUUCUCUCUACUCGCUUUCAAUUUAACUGAAAAAAGACAUAACUGAAAUUUAUAAAGGCACCAAAUAAAAACCUGUAUCUUUUUAUAAUUAGUACAAAAUGUUAAAGUGCUCAAUAAAAGUCCUUUUGUAACUCAAAUUCUUUGAUUCUUUUUAAUGUUUCAUAG